Molecule: messenger RNA, 2005 nt
Organism: Aedes albopictus (Asian tiger mosquito)
Lineage: Eukaryota; Metazoa; Arthropoda; Insecta; Diptera; Culicidae
Product: adenosine deaminase 2
Exons: 3
Coding region: 372-1946 (524 amino acids)
Biological process (GO): adenosine catabolic process; inosine biosynthetic process
Molecular function (GO): adenosine deaminase activity
Source: RefSeq, a predicted model, not a curated record
UAUAAUAGAUCACAGGGAAGCCAGUCACACCCGGCGCGCGCAAAGCUUCGUUCCGUGCAUGCGGUUCAUCGACACAACCGAACACCGAACAUCAGGUUCCCAGUCACUAUUUUAGUGAAAGCAGCUGCUGCACGAUUCACAAAACCCGUAAUCAGCGAAUUUGUUCAGGAUUCGCACAGCUGAGAUCUACACGUGCUGUCGAAGGGAUCAAAAGUUCAAUUGGAUUUGAAGCGCUGAUUAGGUUGAUGCCCUAGCGGCGUAGAUACCCGGCGCAGCGUACCGAAGCAAACCAGAACAUUGGAAAGAUAUCCUACAAAAACUAGUUUGACCAACAAGUAAUCAAAAAGAAAAAAAAUCCCACCAAAGACAUCAUGAAGAUUCUAUUAGCAGUAAUUUUUGUCUUAAACCUGACAAAUCUCGCCGUGCCAAAACAUCUAAUUACAUCAAGCCCAUCCCUCACGGAGAGCAAACCGGUUGGGCGAAGACCAACAUACGAAGAGUACAAACAGCAACGGGAAAGUUUUUUGCAAACGGAAGAUCAUCACCUUCUCGGGGCCAAUGUGACUUUGACCGAGAAUGAACAACUUGUAAAUAAGUUUAUCAUGCAAAUGAAGCUGGAUGAAAUGGAAAAGGGCUUCAACGAUAGCUACAAUUUUAUACCGGCCAGGCAUAUCUUCGAAGUGCUGGAUCGAUUUGGGAAAUCCAAAGUGUUCAAUAUUAUUCGAAGGCUGCCCAAAGGGGGUGUGCUACAUGCGCACGACAUGGCCUUGGGUAGUACCGAUUUGAUUGUGAAUGCCACCUAUUUGGAGAAUUUGUGGCAGAAGGGGAACUUCGGAUUAAACCACGGGCCAGAGUUUAAAUUUUCCAGAGAAAGCCCUGGAAAGGAAUGGUCGUUAGUGUCGGAAAUACGUCAGUGGAUGACAAAUGAGGUUUACGACGCUAAGGUGGCCGAGGUAUUCAGUCUAUACAAUGCAGAUCCGUUGAAUGCCUACAAAAGCUUGGAUAACGUGUGGAGCAAAUUCCAAAACCUAUUCGUGUGCCUCGCACCGCUGAUCACAUACGCCCCGGUGUGGAGACAGUAUUAUCACGACUCUUUGAAGCAAUUUUACGACGACCAUGUGCAAUAUUUGGAAUUCAGAGGAGUUCUUCCGGAGGUUUACGAUUUGGAUGGGAAAGUUUACAGUGCGGAGGAGAUUGUUCAGUUGUACUACGAAGAAACAGAGCAAUUCAAAGCAAAAUACCCAGAUUUCAUCGGUGUCAAGUUCAUCUACGCUCCGGGUCGCUAUGCGACUGAUGAAGAGUUCCAGAAGCUUUUGGACACUACCAAUCGUCUACACAAAAAGUUUCCCAAUUUCUUAGCAGGGUUCGACUUGGUCGGACAAGAAGAUCCGGGAAGGUCACUGUUUGAAUUCGCUCCAGCACUGCUGAAGCUUCCAGCAUCGAUCAACUUUUUCUUCCACGCUGGUGAAACCAAUUGGUAUGGAAUGAAAACCGAUCAGAAUUUGGUCGACGCAGUUCUGCUGGGCACAAAGCGCAUUGGCCAUGGAUUUGCUGUUCUGAAACACCCCAAAGUGCUCAAGGAGAUAAAACGUCGCCAGAUUUGCAUCGAAAUCAAUCCCAUCUCGAACCAAGUGUUGAAACUGGUCCAGGAUCAAAGAAACCAUCCAGCCGCCCUACUGUUUUCGGACAACUACCCGGUGGUGGUAUCUUCGGAUGAUCCUUCAUUUUGGCGGUCAACACCAUUAAGUCACGACUUCUAUGUGGCAUUCACUGGAAUUGCAUCAGCCAAACAGGAUUUACGAUUGCUGAAGCAACUGGCUCUGAACUCGAUCGAGUACAGUGCCAUGAACUCGGAGGAGAAAACCGAAGCCAAAGAAAAGUGGAACAAAGCGUGGGAUCAUCAAAUCAGCGGUCUAGCAGUGGAUAUUGUUGCUGGGAAAAUAUAAUAAAUAUGGAUUAUGAAAUCGUGUGAGGUAUCCACAAUAAAGAUAUAAAUAAACACAAA